Alligator mississippiensis (American alligator) is the source of this 1542-nucleotide messenger RNA. Its product is annotated as olfactory receptor 5AR1-like. The record is from RefSeq and is a predicted model, not a curated record. The coding region runs from base 1 to 1542 and encodes 513 amino acids. NCBI's taxonomy places the organism in Eukaryota, Metazoa, Chordata, Crocodylia, Alligatoridae. Gene Ontology annotation, cellular component: membrane. Gene Ontology annotation, molecular function: olfactory receptor activity; odorant binding; G protein-coupled receptor activity. The transcript is spliced from 3 exons. Gene Ontology annotation, biological process: sensory perception of smell; G protein-coupled receptor signaling pathway.
AUGGAGUCUCUGGGGGAGAAGAACCAAACAGCCGUGACAGAAUUCAUCCUGCUGGGAUAUGGGAGUGUUCCUGACACUCAGGUGCUGCCCUUUGUGGUGUUCCUUCUGAUUUACAUGGGAACUGUGCUAGAGAACACUGUCAUGGUUCUCAUCAUUCGUAUCAACCCUUGCCUUCACACCCCCAUGUAUUUCUUCCUUAUGAACCUGUCUCUCUUAGACCUCUCUUACUCCUCAACCAUUGCCCCCAAAGCCAUGGCCACCUUCCUACGAGGCAGCAAAGCCAUUUCCUACAAUGGAUGUGCUGCUCAGUUGUUCUUUUUUGCUCUCUUUGUCACCACAGAAGCCUUCAUCCUGGCAGCAAUGGCAUACGAUCGAUACACAGCCAUCUGUGACCCACUCCUCUAUCCUGUCACCAUGUCUAAAAGGGUCUGUGUUCAGCUUCUUGUGGGAUCCUAUAUCUGUGGUGGCACAAAUUAUCUGGUGCAAACCAGCUUCACCUUUACACUUAGCUACUGUGGACCUAAAGAAAUCAACCAUUUCUUCUGUGAUGGUCCCCCACUACUAAACCUGUCCUGCACCAAUAUGUACAGCAGCGAACUUAUGUUCAAGGAGAGCUACACAGUGAUGAAAGAAUUCAUCCUGAUGGGAUUUACAAGCGGAGCUGGGAUUCAGGUGCUGCCCUUUGUGGUGUUCCUUGUGAUUUACACAGCCACGGUGCUAGGGAACAGUAUCAUGGUUCUCAUCAUUCGAACUGACUCUCGCCUUCACAUCCCCAUGUAUUUCUUCCUCAUAAACCUCUCUCUCUUAGACCUCUGCUACUCCUCAACCAUUGCCCCCAAAGCCAUGGCCACCUUCCUACAAGGCAGCAAAACUAUUUCUUAUAAUGGAUGUGCUGCACAGUUCUUCUUUUUUAUUCUCUUUGCCACCACAGAAGCCUUCAUCCUGGCAGCAAUGGCACAUGAUCGAUACAUAGCCAUCAGCAACCCACUUCUUUAUCCUGUCAUCGUGUCCAAAUGGGUUUGCAUCCAACUCAUCAUGGGCUCCUAUAUCAGUGGUGUCACAACUUCUAUAGUGCAAACCAUUUUCACCUUUACACUGAGUUACUGCGGGCCUCAAGAGAUCAACCAUUUCUUCUGUGACGUUCCCGUCUUAAUAAACCUGUCCUGCACCACUGAUAAGCACAUCAACGAACUGGUAACAUUCCUCUUAGGUGGCCUCAUCAUAGGGAUCACCUCAAGAAUCACUCUCAUCUCCUACGCCUACAUCAUCUAUACUAUUCUCAGGAUUCGUUCUGCUAAGGGCAGGCUCAGGACCUUAUCCACCUGCUCCUCCCACAUGCUGGUUGUGACUUUAUUUUUCGGGACUGUUUUCUUUAUAUAUGCCCAGCCAGGUUCAUUAUAUUCCCCACAUCAGAGCAAGAUUGUGUCUGUGUUUUAUACCCUUGUCAUCCCCAUGUUGAAUCCCUACAUCUACAGCCUCAGGAACAAGGAUGUAAAAGAAGCUUUGAGGAGAAUCAUAGGUAGGAAAAUUACUUCAAAAUAA